GAUGUUGCUAGCAGCCAGUGUAGAUGCACAGUCUUUUCCCACAACAAUAACAUCCAUUAUUUUCCAUCUCCAUAUACCUGACUUGAGGAUUAUACAGUCUGAACGCUGUCGGAAAACGUACUUUGGACCGCGCCAAGCUGAGUUUCCAUCUGUAUUUUUGGCUACAUCUUGUGUAGACAAUGGGAGUGGAGGGGUUUGCAAAUUUACAAGGCUCAUUUUUGCAGGAGCAGAAAGAAGAAUCAUGGCUGGCAAGCUAGGCCGCAGAUGUAUUCUCUAGCUAGCAGCAACCGUUUGUUUAUAUUAAAUAUUUUACAUAGGCUUGACACUAGGUCGAAGAAAGUGGUGCUAAGAAAGCAACAUUUUAAUUACAUAAUCAUAGUUGAUUUUUGUCUUUUGGACCAACAACUCUAGCUAGUAAGCCCGCUAGCUGCACAACCUUGACUGGUUGACGUAACUUUAGUUAGCUCCUACAGCUAGCAAACGAUAGCUAGCGUCGCUUGACCACCCAUUCGCUGGUCAAAACGUUUAAGAAAAACAAAUUUAGUGCGGGAUUUACUGUAAUUGUUGUGUAUCCGGUAGGCAUUGCUGUUGCACAUUACUGUUGUAACGUGUGCUCCUAAAUGAAUGUGGGACAAAAUGGAGACCCCGACGAUUGUGUACGAUUUGGAUACCUCUGGGGGCUUAAUGGAGCAAAUCCAAACACUGCUGGCGCCCCCGAAGUCCGAAGAGAUAGAGAAGAGGAGUCGGAAGUUGGUGAGAGACGUCCGGAGAAGUGGCAGAGCCACCAACCAUGACACCUGCGAUAGUUGCCGGGAAGGUGGAGACUUGCUGUGCUGCGAUCACUGCCCUGCAGCCUUCCACCUCCAGUGCUGCAAUCCACCUCUAAGUGAAGAAAUGCUUCCUCCAGGAGAAUGGAUGUGUCAUCGCUGCAAUGUUCGAAAAAAGAAACGAGAGCAGAAGUCAGAACAGACCAAUGGCCUGCCAGAGAGGUCCUUAUCUAAGCGCCCUGUGUCCCCAGCCAUGGAGCUGGAGCUCAGCGCUGGCCCACUGCGGCUAGAUGGUCUGCCUCCAGGGGCUGGAGCGGCAGGACCUGGACUAAGAGUGGCCCAGGUACGUCUUUUGGACCGCAGGACAAGCAGUAGGCCUAGCAGCCGGCCUGGAACACCCACCUCCAACACUUCAUCCACCCCGACCCCCUCAGAGGAGCAGAAUGAUGGGGAGGAGGAGGCAGCAGAACCAGAUGAUGAAGAUCAGGGUGCAGAGCUUGAGGGUGCUACACUAUCUGCUCCGACACCACGGCUCCUCAAGAGGCCCUUUCAGCUACUAAUAGCAGCCGCUAUGGAGAGAAACCCCACUCAGUUCCAGCUGCCCAGUGAGCUCACCUGCACCACUGCACUGCCAGGCAGCAGUAAACGGAGGAAAAAAGAGGAGCUACUAGGGAAGCCAUUCAGGAGACCUCAGCAUGAAUUGGAUCCCAAUGGUUUGGUCCCUCUACCAGUCAAAAUCUGCUUUUCAUGUAACAGGAGUUGCAGAUUGGCUCCACUGAUCCAGUGUGAUUAUUGCCCCCUUUUGUUCCACAUGGACUGUCUGGACCCUCCACUCACAGCUUUACCUGCUGGCAAAUGGAUGUGUCCGAACCAUGUUGAGCACUUGGUGCUGAAUCAGAAGAACCUCCGCCUGUCCAGCCGCUGUCAGCUCUUUGACCAGUUCCAGGAUAGGAUGUCACAGCAUGCUGUCAAGUUGGACUUCCUGCGUAGAGUCCAUCGUAAGAAUGCACCCAUCCCCAUCCGGCGUACAACCCACCAGCACAACAAGAAGACCAUCAAGGUGCCGGAUGCCGUUAAGUCCCAGUACCAGAAUCCUCCCCCUGUGCUGCUUCCGGCAGGACUGCGCCAGAUGGAGCUUGUUUGUAGUGGUGUUCCCGAACAUCAGCCCUCAAAGCACCUUGCCACAGAGGCUGAGCAGCAGGAGUGGCUUCACGAUGUCAUCGCCCUCCAGUGCAGCAUCAUGCGACACCUGUCCAUCAGGCAGAAGUCUUCAUCAACAGCACCCACCUUGUUACCAGUAACAUUAUCAACAGAUUGGGAGUCUGAACAGAAAGCCAGUGCUAAAUCAUGUGUAAUAUCAGAGGACAUAAAAAUUCAUGCCUCUUUAGGAAGUACUUCUACCCCUGACCCCUGCUCUAAACCAUGCAGUACACCUGAUGAUCUCCAAGGGGCUGCUCUUUCAAGGGACACCCCAGCAGAGCUGGGUGUUUCUAAAUGCAACACAGCACCAUGCCAGAACUGUAGGAAAUCCAGUGGACCUCUAGCAGAUGAGUGUCAGCCUCCCAAAGCCAAUGGACCUGUAGUUUGUAACAGUGCCCCAGACUCCUGCAGGCAAGCUGGGCUACAGCACAGACUGAAGCCCAGUACAACACUGCCAGGCUCCGCACCUACUUCUGGUCAGGUGAACCAUGUAGGCACAGAAAUGGUUAAAAAAGAGACUGAAAGCUCUACAGAGGCCUGCAAUCAGAAAACCUGCAAUACUGCCCGGACAGUAUGGCCCCAUGGCAGCCAGCAGAACCACAGGAACCAGGUGGAACUCCAGGAGGACUGUAUGAGGAGUGAUGAAAAAUGCUCAUAUUCUAUCACCAGCAGUGCACACUCGGAUACGCUGCCAAAAGGCACCCAGGAGCACAACUCGGCCAAGCUGGGAUCAUCAACACCUACUCCAGACUUAAAGGCUGGACCUGGACUGAUGGAUUCGCUAUUGCCCAGCACCAUGUCGUCCAUUGCUAACCUGUCCAGCUGCAUGAAAGAUGGCGAGGAUGAUGAUGGCGGGAUUGAGCUGGACAAACUGGAUACAGAGAUGAUUAAGAUCCUGGCAUGGCAGAGGAUCCAGCAGAUCUUCCCCCCAAAAGCACCUAGCAGUCUGCCUCCACGGGCCACCAGCACUGUACCCAAAUUCCCACCGGCACACCCUGACAGUCAGAAAAAGGUGCAGGCCCGAGCGGUCUUCUACCCUUUGACAGGAAAAGGAGGAGCUGUCAACAUGUGUUAUAGGACAUUAUAUAUAGGAUCCGGUGCAGACAUGGAUGUGUGCCUUACAAACUAUGGUCAUUGCAACUACGUAUCGGGGAAGCACGCCUGUAUAUUCUAUGAUGAGAAUACCAAGCAUUAUGAGCUGCUCAACUACAGCGAACAUGGCACCACAGUGGACAAUGUCCUCUACUCAUGUGACUUCUCCGAGAAAGCUUCACUAUUUCCACCCAGCGGCCUGGUGGCUAAAGUCCAAGGCAUCAUCCGUCGCAGUAAGAAGCAUGAGGAUGAGGGUCCCAGUUCUAUGGUGGGUCUGAUGCCAGCUGGUGGAGUCAUGAGCAGUCAGCCUCAGGGCGGCUCUGAGUUGUCAUGCACCUGUAAGGCAAGCAGCUCCAGCCUGAUUGGAGGCAGUGGGGCGGGCUGGGAGGGCACAGCUCUGCUCCACCAUGGCAGCUACAUUAAACUGGGCUGCCUCCAGUUUGUUUUCAGCAUCACAGAGUUUUCCAGUAAGCACCCCAAAGAGGAGCGGACUGCAACACUUGCCACCAGUUCUAUUAGCAGCAGCAGUGCAGCCAGCACCACUACCAGCACUGCCCCCACCUCCACACCACCACCACCAUCUAACACUGCCACAGUGAGCAGCACCUCAAGCCAAGAUGAGGCUGACACUGAGUGUGUCCCUCCCCACCAAGUGCCCGUACUGCGCUCCAAUUCUGUUCCAUAACCCACACAGGAAGUCCGGUCCUCUUUUGUUUUGCACCUUCUGAGUCACAAUUAAGGCAGAGCUGACCAGCAGGUUGGUAAACUGAAGUGUUUUUUGAAUUUUAUUUUUAAGGGUUUAUAACUUUGCAUGAGUUAAAAGUAUUGUUGACAAUCUCCUUUGUUUUUCAGUGACUGACAGUAACUUUCAGUUCACUUCAGACUGAGUACCAUUAUUUACCUUUGCUCAGUUUUUCUUUUGCCAGUAUAUUAGUUAAGUAUGGUGUAACAUUACUUUGUCGGUCAGCCCAUUUAGCACAAACUUUUUAUUUUGUAGUAUUGGAUUCCAUGUAUUCUAAUUUCUUUUGCUGCUUUUGCACCACAGGUAGCUACAUAUGUAUGAAAACAUACAUGCUUAUACACUAUAAUAUGUAUAUACAAUGUAAAUGUAUACAAUUCAGUGCCUCUCAAUUUGAGAAACAUUGGAUUUCAUGUAGAUUUACCUUUUUUUUUUUUGGUUUUUAACUGUACAGUUCAUGGAAUUUGUGAUACUGUGUAGAGUACCAGAGGUUUUGUGAUAAAAUGUUCUUAGUCUAUACUUCCACUGUAGUGCAUCUGUAAAUACCAUAUUGUUUUAGCACUCAUUUUAACAUCUUGUGCUGCUCUGUAUAUAGCACUCUUUGUCAGUAUCUGCUUGUCUGUUCAAACCUGUAAAUACAGAAAGAUUUUCUAAGAACAACUCAAU
Monopterus albus (swamp eel) is the source of this 4464-nucleotide messenger RNA. RefSeq names its product PHD finger protein 12b (gene phf12b). The record is from RefSeq and is a predicted model, not a curated record. Gene Ontology annotation, biological process: negative regulation of transcription by RNA polymerase II. Lineage: Eukaryota; Metazoa; Chordata; Actinopteri; Synbranchiformes; Synbranchidae. Gene Ontology annotation, cellular component: nucleus; Sin3-type complex. The transcript has 15 exons. The coding region runs from base 625 to 3744 and encodes 1039 amino acids. Gene Ontology annotation, molecular function: protein binding; transcription corepressor activity.